AUGAAGAAGAAGAACUUUUUCACGAUUCAAACUCUUUGUUUGGCUCUUCUUGUUUUCAAGUUAUGCUUUUAUUAUACAGGUAUGUCCUUACAAUAAUUCUUCAUAAAAUCUCAAUAUUUUUCAGUAAUACAAGAGCAAGUUUCUUCAUUGAUUCGAAAUGAUCAUCCAAUGAUUUAUUCUACAAAUGAUGUAUAUCUAUUUGAUCUUUGUUAUACUACAGUAACUUGUAUUUCCUGUCUUUGUACAAUGGUUUUGGUGGCUCUUAUAGCUUUGAAAAACUUGACAUUUCGAAAAUCAUUUUUGAUUUUUUCACUUGCUUUCAAGCUUUGCUUUGUUUUACCCGUAAAUUUGUCUGGUUAGUUUUCUUUCGUUUAAUUUUGAUCUCAUGGAAAUAUUACAGGUUUGUAUAUUGCAUUUGAAUCAAAUGAAUUGACUACAAGUGAUAGGAUUCAAAAUGAAUUCCAAAAUGGAAAUAGUUCAGUACUUGCAAAUACAAUUCGUUCCACAUUUUGCUGUUGUGAUUUACAGUCUGUUGUAUUUGUUAAUCGAACUGAAAUAAACAAUGAGAACAGUACUUAUUUCGAGGAUAACCCAGAUGUUUGCAUUCUCAAAAAGUGUCCAAAAAAGGAUUAUUUUUCUCCGUGCGAUGAAAAGAUUUUCAGUAUGUUCAGACGAAAAACAUUGGUAAGAUUCAAACACAAAUCAAAAAAAUAUAAAUCGUAUUUUUUAAAAAGAUAUUUUCGAUCAUUGGUGUGGUUUGCUCAUUGAUUUUCAUUAUUGUUGCUCCACUUUUAUAUUCUCGAUAUGAAAAAGAUCGUCGUGUUGCAAGAUCUUUGUAUAUUCGAGAAUGGAGAUCGAAACUGGGGAGACGUAUUAAUGGAAAACUGAAUGUUAUUGAAGAAACUACGCCACUGUUGUCUUCUUCAUCAAAACAUAAGAAAGUCACUGCUUCGCCAAGCACAGCAGAUUCAACAAAAUCAAAAAAUGAGGAUAGCAAAAAAUGA
Molecule: messenger RNA, 1004 nt
Organism: Caenorhabditis angaria
Lineage: Eukaryota; Metazoa; Nematoda; Chromadorea; Rhabditida; Rhabditidae
Source: the annotation of a GenBank genome assembly